Messenger RNA from Pocillopora damicornis (cauliflower coral), 628 nucleotides. Its product is annotated as large ribosomal subunit protein uL29. Gene Ontology annotation, molecular function: mRNA binding; structural constituent of ribosome. NCBI's taxonomy places the organism in Eukaryota, Metazoa, Cnidaria, Anthozoa, Scleractinia, Pocilloporidae. Gene Ontology annotation, biological process: translation; maturation of LSU-rRNA from tricistronic rRNA transcript (SSU-rRNA, 5.8S rRNA, LSU-rRNA). Gene Ontology annotation, cellular component: cytosolic large ribosomal subunit; ribosome. The record is from RefSeq and is a predicted model, not a curated record.
AUUGGGCCCACGAUCUCCUUAAACUUUCAGCGGUUUCGUUACCCAUGAGGCUACUCAAAAUCCCAUAGUUCUUUCUCUCUUAGCCAACAUCCAAAAUGGUGAAGGUCAAAGCUCACGAACUUCGAGGGAAGAAAAAAGAAGAUCUUUUAAGGCAGCUCGAUGAACUGAAGAAUGAGUUGGCCUCCUUAGAAGUCGCCAAGGUUACUGGAGGGGCUGCAUCCAAGCUGUCCAAAAUAAAACUUGUUCGCAAAUCCAUUGCUCGAGUUUUGACUGUUAUCAGCCAGACUCAGCGUGAAAACCUGCGCAAGUUCUACAAAUCCAAGAAGUUUAAACCUCUUGAUCUCAGACCCAAGAAGACGCGUGCCAUGAGACGUGCUUUUACUAAGCAUGAGGCAUCCCUUAAGACCAAGAAGCAGCAGAAGAAACUCGCACACUUCUCAUUGAGAAAAUAUGCUGUAAAGGAGUAACUUUCUGCUUUUCAAUAAAUGCCAUGUAUAAAUAACAAGAAAUGUUGUUUUCUUGGUUUGUGUUUUAAGCCAGUACUUUAAUUGUUUUUCUCCUUGGGAAGUGCUUUUAUAAAAUGCCAUUCUAAGGAAAACACAGUAAAAAAAAUCUGCUAACACCAUGA